AGAAAGCCCAAGGAGCUCCACUACUGUCUUCAGCUUCAAGUUGUUUCUUUAGGAACGUUGAAUAGUUUAGGAACUUUAAGACCAUCAUGGCUGAUGGACCUAGAAAGUCUAAGAUGUCCUCGUCUCGAAGGCUGGGUUUAAAGAUCCGACUGUUGGCAGCUGCAACUCAGAUGCUGCAGGAGGAGAAAACCCAGAGGCUGAAGGAGAGAGAAGCUACGCUGGAAGAAAGACUUCCUCCUCUGAACCUGUCCGGGUUCUCUUUGCAACAACUGCAGGACCUCUGCAAAGACCUGCACCACAGGAUUGAUGUUGUGGACGAGGAGCGCUAUGACAUCGAUCUCAAAGUUUCUAAAAAUGAGAAGGAGAUUGAAGACUUGAAACUGAAGAUUACUGAGAUUCAGAGUAAGUUCAAGAAGCCACACCUGAAGAGAGUGAGGAUCUCAGCUGAAGCCAUGCUGAGUGUUCUGCUGGGAUCCAGACACAAGGAGUCCAUCGACUUCAAGGCCAACCUCAAAACAGUCAAGAAGGAAGAAGAAAAGAAAGAGGAGGUAACCGACUGGCGUAAAAACGUGGAGGCCAUGUCUGGCAUGGAGGGCAGGAAGAAGCUGUUUGACGCCUCUGGCAACUAAAAGAAAACUUCCUUUUAUCCAGUUUUUGG
Molecule: messenger RNA, 658 nt
Organism: Nematolebias whitei (Rio pearlfish)
Lineage: Eukaryota; Metazoa; Chordata; Actinopteri; Cyprinodontiformes; Rivulidae
Product: troponin I, slow skeletal muscle
Exons: 8
Coding region: 87-629 (180 amino acids)
Biological process (GO): muscle contraction
Cellular component (GO): troponin complex
Source: RefSeq, a predicted model, not a curated record